This is a messenger RNA of Oryzias melastigma (Indian medaka), 3383 nucleotides long. Its product is annotated as enhancer of polycomb homolog 1. The record is from RefSeq and is a predicted model, not a curated record. NCBI's taxonomy places the organism in Eukaryota, Metazoa, Chordata, Actinopteri, Beloniformes, Adrianichthyidae. Bases 416 to 2899 code for a protein of 827 amino acids. Gene Ontology annotation, cellular component: piccolo histone acetyltransferase complex. Gene Ontology annotation, biological process: regulation of transcription by RNA polymerase II. The transcript has 14 exons.
UUCAAUAAUGUAUGUGUAUGUGUGGAAAGGAGUAAGUUUGCGAGAUUUGUCCCCUUCCCCCCACUCCGUCAACGCGCAAGCGCUCGGGACCGUGUGGGAAUGGUCCGUCCAAACUGGGGGGUUGGACCGCUCCGAGCGAAACCGAGCAAAAGAGUUUUAAAUGUCCGCCAUGUUGUCCAUGGCGCACUGAGCCAACGGUAGGGAGCGGAGCGUCGGAAAAAAACAGUCCGAGAGAGAGCGACCAAGAUCCGGGCCUUCACCCGGCUCCGCUGGCGACGCCCUAAAUACAAGCUACCACCAUUCGAACCGUAGAAUAGAGACUAACCGCACAGAAACAUCAAUGAAAGCUCCACUCGGCACCGUUGUGAAUAUUAGGAGAUCGGAUAGAUUUAUAUUGCAGCUCGAAUUGUGAAAAAUGAGUAAAUUGUCGUUUCGGGCACGGGCGCUGGACGCUUCCAAGCCACUACCCGUCUUCCGUUGUGAGGAUUUACCCGACCUACACGAAUAUGCAUCAAUUAACCGGGCUGUGCCGCAGAUGCCUACGGGGAUGGAGAAAGAAGAGGAAUCGGAACACCAUCUCCAGCGAGCCAUCUCUGCACAGCAGGUUUAUGGCGAGAAGCGGGACAACAUGGUUAUCCCAGUCCCCGAGGCAGAGAGCAACAUCACAUACUACGACUCCAUCUACCCCGGGGACUACAAGAUGCCAAAGCAGCUAAUUCACAUACAGCCUUUCAGCUUGGACACAGAGCAGCCAGACUAUGACCUGGACUUGGAGGACGAGGUCUUUGUCAACAAGCUGAAGAAGAAAAUGGACAUCAGCUACCUGCAGUUUGAGGAGAUGAUCGACCGGCUGGAGAAAGGCAGUGGACAGCAGCUGGUGAGUCUUCCUGAAGCCAAACUUCUGCUGAAGGAGGACGACGAGCUCAUCAAGGAAGUCUUUGACUACUGGAGCCGCAAGAGGAAAAACAGCAAAGCCAACUCGCUGAUCCCCACCGUCAAGCAGGAGAAGCGGGACGGCUCCAGCACCAACGACCCCUAUGUGGCCUUUCGACGGCGCACUGAGAAGAUGCAGACCAGGAAGAACCGGAAGAACGAUGAGGCGUCCUACGAGAAGAUGCUGAAACUUCGCAGAGACCUGAGCCGAGCUGUAACCAUCCUCGAAAUGAUCAAGAGGAGGGAGAAGAGCAAGAGAGAGCUGCUGCACCUCACACUGGAGAUUUUUGAGAAGAGAAAUGUCAUGUCAGACUACGGCGGUGAGGUGAUGGCGGAGGUUCUGGCUGAGCGGGCGCUGGUGAGGCCUCAGAUUAUUCCCUUGGUUCCCCUCACCAACCAGUACCGACACCAGGACCACAUGGACCUCAAGGAUUACAAGUCUAAGCCUGAGAAGAUGGAGAUUCCUCGGCAGAAAAGGAAGUACGAGAAGAAACAGAAAGUUCUGCCACUUUCUUCAGGCUCCUCUCACCAUUCAGGUCCCAUUGUCUUCAACGCCAAGGACCUAAACCAGUACGACUUCCCCAGCUCGGACGACGAACCUUUCUCUCAGCUGCACUCAGGCUCCUCAGAAGCAGAGGAAGAGAACGACCCCGAUGGCGCCUACGCUUUCCGCAGGAAGGCGGGCUGCCAGUACUACGCUGCUCGUCAGGAUCAGGCGGGUGGCUGGCCGUGGUCUGGUCCUUGGGAGGGCGGUUUGGCGGAGGAUCGGUUUCGCUACAGCCUCACUACGCUCACCGUCCCACGCCGCUGUCUGGGCAUGGCUCGACGCCGCGUGGGCCGAGGUGGCAGGGUCUUAUUAGACCGAGCGUACACAGACUACGACAACGUUUUCCAUGGACUGGAUCCGGAAAUGCUCGACCUGCCUCCUCCCGCUUCUCCUCCUGCUUCAGCCACAUCGCUCUCACCGGCCACUGACAAGUUUGCCAGUACCUCAGAAACGAAUACCUCAGUCAGAAGCUCCUCCUCCUCCUUCAAAGACCCCAUUUCCUCCUCCUCCUCCUUGGACCUCAGUCAGAUACUUUUGAAUAUAAAGUCAUGCCGCUGGAGGCACUUUAGACCACGGACACUACCACUACACGAGCUGGACGAGGCCCACCCUCUGUUCAGAAGGUUGAGCCGAGUCCUGAAGCGCCCACGCUCUGUCUCUGUCGGGGGGCGGCCCUUCGGAUCCCAACGCCCCGUCAGGGUCAUCCCUCCUCCAACGGCCACUGCUGCUUUCACAGCGGAGCAGUACCAGCAGCAUCAAGAGGAGCUGGCCCUGAUGCACAAGCAGCAGCUGGAGCAGGCCCAGCUGCAGCAGCACGCCAACAGCACUGCCAACAGCACAAAGAGCCUGGUGAACAUGCUGGACCAGGCCAGUGCUCAGUUUGCCGCUUCAGCUGUCGUCACCGCCGAACAACUCCUAGCUCUGAAAACAAAAGAUGAUCUGGGCCUAGGAGGCGGAGUUAAUGGCGUCAUCCCCCCCUCAGGUGUCUACAAGGGCUUGCACCUAUCGAGCACAACGUCCCCGUCCACCGCCACCCCGGCUGCUCCAACCACUACUCUGACAUCCACCUUGCUCCACCCCUCCACCACCAGCUCGGCCGCCAGGAACAACAACGGCACCGCCCACCCUGCCAACACUACCACUAACGCCGCCGCCGCCACUCAGGUCCUGCUGGGAAACAACAGCCUUCGUCUGGGCGUUCCCGCCGGCAAGCGCAUCCACGCCCCCCGGACGCUGGGCACCACCAUGUCCACAUCCGCCUUAAAGCUCGCCCACGCGGCGACCGCCAACUGUCAGAAGCCUAAGGUGGCCACGGCCUCGGCCUCUCCGCUGGACAUGGUGCCCAGGGAGACUCGCGAACAAGACAAGCCAGCGCUGAACAGUCUGUCCGAGAACACAGUGGCCAUGGAGGUCACGUAGCCCCUGGCUCGCCGCCGCGCCACACAACCGGACUCUUUCUUUUUUUUUUUUUUUAAUUUGCAUUCUUUUCUCGUUUGUGUUUUAUUUUUUGAGGGGGUGCUAUGCAUCAUUUAAUUGUGAAUGCAAGUGGUGGAUGAAUGAGCACAGCAAGGAUGGGUUUCCAUGGCAACUGUUCUGGGACUUAAUUGCAAUGCUCGUCUCGUACAAUUUUUCUCUGACCCCCCCCUUCCUCCCUGUUUGUUACUGUUAAUAAGAGAUCGUCUGUAAAUUCUUAAUAUGGCAAUUAUAUGUACAGUACUGCAUAUUUGUAAUACGCCCCGCCCCCUUUUCUUGUAUAUAACAUUACUUGAAAACAGAAUUGUUCAUUUGUGAUGUUUUGCACUCAACUUAAAAAAAAAAAAGAAACAAUUCAAGAGAAAACAAAUUGCAACUGAAGCGAGUCUGAGGAUCGGAGGUUGUACCACAAAAUGAAAAAACAAAAAAA